GAGAAGAGAGGAAAGAGACAAUGGAGUAGAGAGAGAAAGUCUAGAGAGAGAAAAUCCCCCAUUCCCUUUCACUUUCUAUACAGAGAUAGGGAGAGAGGGAGUGAGUGUGAGCUUCCUUUGUCUGUUUCUCAAGCUUCAAGCUCUGCAAUCCCAUCUCUACAAUCUUCAUCUGAAGUUUGUUCGGAAUGCAAAGAGAUUUAUUUUAAAUGAGGAAAAGUUUGUUCAAAAUACGAAGAAAUUUUUGUUAGAUAAAUUUCCUUUUUCUGUCGGGAAGUUUGCUUGGAAUGUGAAGAGAGCUUGUCUUUUGUGCAAUUGAGUUGGAAUAAUUGUUGAAAAAUGAACGGGAAUAGACAAAUGGAGGUGCAUUACAUAAACACUGGCUUUCCUUACACAAUCACUGAAAGCUUUAUGGACUUCUUUGAAGGUCUUGGCCAUGUUCCGAUAAAUUAUGCUCAGGCUGAAGCAAUGCAUAAUCAGUCUAUCCAGGAAAACUUUUACUGGACAAUGAAUAUGAAUUCCUACAAAUUCGGAUUUUCUGGUCCCGGGAGUACUUAUUAUGGUCCUUAUGAUGUAAAUGAACAUGUACCAGGAAUAGAGGUCAGCAGGAGACCUUGGGAAUACCCUUCAUCCAUGAUUGUUGAAGAACCUACAACCAUAGAGACACAGCCUACAGGAAAUGAAGUCAUGAAUGUGCAUGCUAUUCCUGAAGAAUGCAGUCCAAAUCAUUACAGUGCCACCAGUUCUCAGGCUAUUUGGCAAGACAAUGUUGAUCCUGAUAACAUGACCUAUGAGGAAUUGCUUGAUUUGGGUGAGGCAGUGGGAACUCAAAGUCGAGGUCUUUCCCAGGAGCAUAUUAACUUGCUUCCAACCUGUAGGUACAAGUCCGGCCGCUUAUUCUCAAGAAAAAGAUCUGCGGAGAGAUGUGUGAUUUGCCAGAUGGGGUAUAAAAGAGGGGACCGUCAAAUAAAAUUACCCUGCAAGCAUGUCUAUCACACAGACUGUGGCACGAAAUGGCUUACCAUCAACAAGGUAUGCCCAGUUUGCAACAUCGAGGUAUUUGGUGAGGAAUCAAGGCACUAAUAACCGGAAACAGUCUUCCAUUUUCUUUGCUCGGUGAAAUUUUCUUAUUUGUUUUCCCUUUUUUCGGGUUUUCCCUCUCGGAUGCUUAGAGAUGGUUAAGGACACACUACAGUGAUGACUCUUUUCUUUCUUCACACUAGUUUUUGUUAAAUAGAAGAAGAAGAGAACAAACUCAGCUAUUAUAGCAGAAGGUUGGAUUUUUCAUGUAAUCUUUAAAUCUUUCACAUUCAAGUCUCAUUGUCUC
Messenger RNA from Vitis riparia (riverbank grape), 1324 nucleotides. Its product is annotated as E3 ubiquitin-protein ligase BIG BROTHER-like. The transcript is spliced from 11 exons. Gene Ontology annotation, biological process: protein ubiquitination; negative regulation of organ growth. The coding region runs from base 337 to 1080 and encodes 247 amino acids. The record is from RefSeq and is a predicted model, not a curated record. Lineage: Eukaryota; Viridiplantae; Streptophyta; Magnoliopsida; Vitales; Vitaceae. Gene Ontology annotation, molecular function: ubiquitin conjugating enzyme binding; ubiquitin-protein transferase activity.